CAACUAACGUUCGCUUCACUACUAGCUAGCAAGUCAAGCUAGCAAAUGUGUUUGUCUAUGCACCCCAGUCUAGCUAGCUAGCUAACUCAAGUCCCUACAUUCUCAGGAAUGAACCAUAAAAGUAAGAAGAGGAUCAAAGAGGCGAAGCGGAGCGCCAGACCUGAGCUGAAGGACUCUUCAGACUGGACGAAACAUGACUAUUGCGAGACUUUCGAUGUGUCACACCGCUCAGUGAAGGACAAUGUUGAGCGUGUGGACACCCUGCGUCUCAACGCAGAGGAGUUCAUCCAGCGCUUCGAGAGACCCUACAAACCUGUGGUGCUGCUCAACUGUCAGGACACCUGGCCCGCCCGCGAGAAGUGGACCAUGGAGCGCCUCAAACGUAAGUACCGCAACCAGAAGUUCAAGUGUGGUGAGGACAACGACGGUUACUCUGUGAAGAUGAAGAUGAAGUACUACGUGGAGUACCUGGAGUCCACACAGGACGACAGCCCACUCUAUAUCUUCGACAGCAGGUACUGGGGCUGAGGCAGGGAGCCAAUCAGGCUGGCCUGUCUCCUCUACAGUGCCAUGGUCUUAUGUUGCUCAGUGGGGAAAUGUUUUCUAUUCACAGUGAGAUGAUGGAUGGAUAGGUGUGCUUUGGAUUGACUUUACUUUGCAGUACAUGGGAUGCCAGUUGAGUUUUAUCAUGGCAGAUUUGACCAUCUUUAGAUAUUAAAGUGUACUGUGAGUUCUGUAAGUUGAUACUGUAUGACAGGGUAAGAGUGGAGGGAGAUGCUGCCUUCUUAGUCUGCAAAAAAGCCACUGAUUUAUAUUUUUUAUUUAAAAUUUCUGCUUUCAUCCUCUGGGCUUCUUUUGCUAGUAACAGUUGAACUGGCAUGCGUAUGUACUGCAAUCAAAACAGUUAAUUCAGUUUCAGUUAAUUAAAUUAAACGGUUAGCAAA
This is a messenger RNA of Salmo salar (Atlantic salmon), 944 nucleotides long. Its product is annotated as jumonji domain containing 6, arginine demethylase and lysine hydroxylase. Gene Ontology annotation, cellular component: cytoplasm; nucleus. Lineage: Eukaryota; Metazoa; Chordata; Actinopteri; Salmoniformes; Salmonidae. The record is from RefSeq and is marked provisional. Gene Ontology annotation, biological process: phagocytosis. Gene Ontology annotation, molecular function: P-TEFb complex binding; histone H4R3 demethylase activity.